This is a messenger RNA of Hypoxylon fragiforme, 1206 nucleotides long. Its product is annotated as ChaC-domain-containing protein. Bases 152 to 862 code for a protein of 236 amino acids. The record is from RefSeq and is a predicted model, not a curated record. NCBI's taxonomy places the organism in Eukaryota, Fungi, Ascomycota, Sordariomycetes, Xylariales, Hypoxylaceae. The transcript has 6 exons. Gene Ontology annotation, biological process: glutathione catabolic process. Gene Ontology annotation, cellular component: cytoplasm. Gene Ontology annotation, molecular function: gamma-glutamylcyclotransferase activity; glutathione specific gamma-glutamylcyclotransferase activity.
CGAUAUCCAGUUAUCAUCUAUAGUAUUCUAUACUACUUCAUUUAACACUAUCUCACGAAGUUGCCCUAUUAAUAAAUCAUAAUCACGUACUGUAAACCCCACCGACUCUUCACUAGCAGAGAAGACACGAGAAAAAAUAUAUAAUAAUCCCAUGGCGGCCAACGGGGAGGCCGAGUCCGGUGCCGAUGAAUUCUGGAUCUUCGGCUACGGGAGUCUAAUAUGGAAGCCCCCGCCGCAUUAUGAUCGGCGGGUGCCCGGCUGGGUCACGGGAUACGUCAGGCGGUUCUGGCAGGCAAGCCAAGACCACCGCGGCACGCCCUCAGAGCCCGGGCGUGUCGUAACCCUCAUCGAACGCCCCUUCUGGGCCUCCCUCGCCGACGCGCACGACACCGCUCCGGACAAAGUCUGGGGCACCGCGUACCGGAUCGUGCCAGAAAAGGUGCGCGAGGUAAAAGAGUACCUCGACAUCCGGGAGAUCAACGGGUACAGCAUCCACUACACCGCCUUCCACUCCUCCUCCUCCUCCAUCAUCCCCCGCACCCUCGUCUACAUCGGCACCCCCGACAACGACCAGUUCACGGGCCCGCAGGACCCUCAGCAGCUCGCCGAGCACAUCUACGUGAGCGAGGGUCCCAGCGGGCUGAACCGCGAUUACCUCUUGAGUCUGGAAAAAGCGCUGGAUGAGCUGAGUCCCGAGAGCGGGGAUGCGCAUGUGACGGAUCUGUCGGACCGGGUGCGCGAGAUCGAGAGGAAGCAGAGGGAGGGCGAUCUGCUGGUCGAGGGCUUCGAGCACGACCCUGUCGCGCAUGAGUUUAGGAAGGUGACGAGUGUGGAUGAGCAGGAGGAGACGGAGAAGGAGUAGCUUAAGGAGAGUCACGUUGUGGCAUCGCUGUGCAAGGGUAGAGAGGGGGGUUUGGAUCUCGACAGAAAAACCUGUUGGCUCAUAGCGGUUCUGCUAGUUACAUAUUUUCGGUUGCUGCCCUUCCCCUUUUCCUAUUUCCACUAAAAAACUCGCAAUUGGGUAUACCCACUCCAUCCAGGGAACCUCAUUUCCUCUCUUAAACCGCGAACCUUUUUGCGAUUUUAAUCUUUCCUCCCUCCUCCUCAAACUCGGGAAAACUUCAUCAUAACCACAAGCAAUAUUUCCCCCUUUUUUCAGCCUUUUGUGGGGAUAUAAAAGAUGGUUGAGGCUACCUAACUGAAGCA